GGUCACAGCCGGGGGGAGGGGGCCCACCAUGCCCAAAGUCUUCCUGGUGAAGAGGAGGAGCCAGGGGGUCUCGGUCCGCAGCUGGAAUGAGCUCCCGGAUGAGGAAAGGGCAGACACCUAUAUCCCAGUGGGCCUAGGUCGCCUGGUCCAGGAGCCCCCCGAGGACUGCCGCAGCGACGGCGGGAGCAGCAGCGGCGGCGGCAGCAGCAGCGCCUGGGAGCCGGGAGGCGCCGAGAGCAGCUCGUCCCCGCGCGCCCCCGAGCGCGAAGCCCGAGAGCCCGGCGACGCCGAGGGCCCGGGUGGACACCUGGUGGCGAAGCAGCGUCCGGCCGCCAGGUCGAAAAUCAAGUUUACCACAGGCUCAUGCGAUGACUCGGUGAUUCAUAGCUGCGACCUGUGUGGCAAGGGCUUCCGCCUGCAGCGGAUGCUCAACCGGCACCUCAAGUGCCACAACCAGGUGAAGAGCCACCUGUGCACCUUCUGCGGCAAGGGCUUCAAUGACACCUUUGACCUGAAGAGGCAUGUCCGCACACAUACAGGCAUCCGCCCCUACAAAUGUGACGUUUGCAACAAAGCCUUCACCCAGCGCUGCUCCCUCGAGUCCCACCUGAAGAAGAUCCACGGGGUGCAGCAGCAGUACGCGUACAAGCAACGCCGGGACAAGCUCUACGUCUGCGAGGACUGUGGCUACACGGGCCCCACCCAGGAGGACCUGUACCUGCACGUGAACAGUGCCCACCCAGGCAGCACGCUUCUCAAAAAGACGUCCAAAAAACUGGCGGCGAUUUUGCAGAACAAGCUGACGUCCACGCUGCAGAGGGAUGCCAGCCUGAAUGAGAAGGAGAAGUGAGGAGGAGGAAGGGGACGGAGAGACGCCAACGCUGCCAAGUUUACAUGGGGUUUUGGUUUUGUGGGUCCCCCACCCCACUGCCUCUUUUUAAUUGUAAUUGUUCAGUGUACCUCUCUGUCCUUUGGGGACCUCAUGGGGGACCUGUCCUGAGGUUGUCAGUUUUAAUAGCGACGUCAGGCUCUGUAGCAUGUGUCCUGGUGAGGACAGCUGCAUUGAAGGACGUUUGUUUUCCACACUCCGACAGCCAUGAUCACCAUGCAGGCUUUUUUUUUUUUAAAGGACUUUUACACAUGGAAGCAGAGAUGUCCUUACAGAGUCCUUCAUUUUACGGUGCCUUAAAAUAAAAGUACUUCCACUUGAAAUGCUAC
This is a messenger RNA of Loxodonta africana (African savanna elephant), 1218 nucleotides long. It is a transcript of the gene OVOL2, whose product is annotated as ovo like zinc finger 2. The transcript has 4 exons. Gene Ontology annotation, biological process: regulation of transcription by RNA polymerase II; epidermal cell differentiation. Gene Ontology annotation, cellular component: nucleus. The record is from RefSeq and is a predicted model, not a curated record. Gene Ontology annotation, molecular function: DNA-binding transcription factor activity, RNA polymerase II-specific; RNA polymerase II cis-regulatory region sequence-specific DNA binding. Lineage: Eukaryota; Metazoa; Chordata; Mammalia; Proboscidea; Elephantidae. Bases 29 to 850 code for a protein of 273 amino acids.